AUCAGCAGCGCCGUCCCCGCCUCGCUGCUUCUCCUGCCCAGAAGAGCCGCCGCCGCCGCCGCCGCAAUUCCCCGGGAGUGCAAGUGGGGGAAUAGGGGCCGGUGGUUGGACUGCUGCCGCUGCCGCCUUGGACUGUAAUGUGCUCCCCGCUGCUGUUGUUAGUGCCGCAGCCGCAGCAGAAGCAGCAGCCGCAGCCCUGAAGGAGCCAUGCCGGGCUGGAAGAAGAACAUCCCCGUCUGCCUCCAAGCCGAGCAGGAGAGAGAUGACAGUCCAUAUACUAAAUCUGCAAACCAGUCAAAGCCACCCGAUGGAGCACUAGCUAUAAGAAGACAGAGUAUUCCAGAGGAAUUCAAAGGCUCAACAAUAGUUGAACUGAUAAAAAAAGAGGGCACUACUUUGGGGCUUACAGUAUCUGGUGGAACGGACAAAGAUGGAAAACCAAGAGUGUCCAACCUUCGACAAGGAGGAAUUGCUGCUAGAAGUGACCAACUGGAUGUGGGGGAUUACAUCAAAUCUGUAAAUGGAAUCAACCUGACAAAGUUUCGCCAUGAUGAGAUCAUUAGUUUGCUCAAGAAUGUUGGUGAACGGGUUGUAUUAGAAGUGGAGUAUGAACUGCCACCUGCUUCUGUACAAGGUUCAGGUGUCAUUUUUAGAACUGUGGAAGUUACUUUACAUAAAGAAGGGAACACUUUUGGAUUUGUAAUUAGAGGUGGAGCACACGAUGACAGAAAUAAAUCUCGUCCUAUUGUAAUAACAUGUGUUAGACCUGGAGGUCCUGCCGACAGAGAGGGUACUAUCAAGCCUGGAGACAGGUUGCUCAGCGUUGAUGGAAUUCGGCUUGUUGGAACUUCACACAAUGAAGCCAUGUGUAUUCUCAAACAGUGUGGUCAAGAAGCAACUCUGCUAAUAGAAUAUGAUGUCUCAGUUAUGGAUUCAGUAACAACAGCUUCUGGGCCACUGCUUGUCGAAGUUGCCAAAACCGCUGGUUCUGCUCUGGGCGUUGCACUAUCUACCUCACUGUGUUGCAGCAAGCAAGUCAUUGUUAUAGAUAAAAUAAAAUCUGCAAGUAUAGCAGAUAGAUGUGGUGCAUUACAUAUAGGUGAUCAUAUUCUGUCUAUUGAUGGUACUAGCAUGGAAUACUGUACGUUGGCUGAAGCAACACAAUUUUUGGCUAAUACUUCUGACAAUGUCAAACUAGAGAUCCUUCCCCAUCAUCAGACACGUCUUGCACUUAAAGGACCAGAACAUGUAAAGGUUCAAAGGAGCAACAAGCAGAUUCUAUGGGAUCCUUAUGCCAAGAGUCACAGCAGUGCCCUCAGUUACCACCAUUAUAACACCAAACACCCUGAUCAUUUCAGGAUGCCAGCUUUGAAAUGCCAGAAAACACCACCUCAAAAAAGUCUUUCCUUGGUAUCUUCAUCAUUUUCUCCUGCCUCCAUGAGUGCAUAUAGCUUGAGUUCACUAAACAUGGGAACUUUACCGCGCAGCCUCUACUCUACUAGUCCAAGAGGAACAUUGAUGAGAAGAAGAAUGAAAAAGAAGGACUUCAAAAGCUCAUUAUCACUAGCCUCUAGCACUGUUGGCUUGGCAGGGCAAGUGGUCCACACGGAAACCACCGAAGUAGUGUUGACAGCUGAUCCAAUUGUAGGAUUUGGAAUACAGCUCCAGGGCAGUGUGUUUGCUACAGAGACAUUAUCAUCUCCACCUCUGAUUUCCUAUAUAGAAGCUGACAGUCCAGCAGAAAAGUGUGGCAUCCUCCAAAUAGGAGACAGAAUACUGACUAUAAAUGGGAUCCUAACUGAAGAUAGCACUUUUGAUGAAGCUAAUCAGCUCCUCAGAGAUUCUUCUAUCACUAGCAAGGUCACUCUGGAAAUUGAAUUUGAUGUUGCAGAAUCUGUUAUACCAAGUAGUGGCACUUUUCAUGUAAAACUACCAAAGAAGCAUAAUGUAGAACUUGGCAUCACCAUAAGUUCUCCAUCUAGUCGAAAACCAGGGGAUCCUCUUGUUAUUUCAGAUAUUAAGAAGGGAAGUGUUGCCCAUAGAACUGGGACGUUGGAACUAGGUGAUAAAUUGCUUGCCAUAGACAAUAUUCGACUGGACAACUGUUCCAUGGAAGAUGCUGUUCAAAUCCUGCAGCAUUGUGAGGAACUUGUAAAACUGAAAAUUCGCAAGGAUGAAGAUAACUCUGAGACCAAUUGCAUCCUCUUGGCAUGUAUUGCAGAUGAACAAGAGAGCUCAGGAGCAAUUAUUUAUACUGUUGAGCUCAAGAGAUAUGGAGGACCUCUUGGGAUCACUAUUUCUGGUACAGAAGAGCCUUUUGAUCCUAUUAUCAUUUCGAGUCUUACUAAAGGUGGAUUAGCUGAAAGGACAGGUGCAAUUCAUAUCGGAGAUCGAAUCUUAGCAAUAAAUAGUAACAGUCUGAAAGGGAAACCUUUGAGUGAAGCCAUUCAUUUGUUACAGAUGGCAGGAGAGACUGUGACCUUGAAAAUAAAAAAGCAGACAGAUGCAUCAAGUCCCAAUAAAUUUUCUGCCUCUGGUCAUACAAAUGAAUUAAGUGAUGCUGAAGAUGAUGCAGCCACCACACAAAAACCAGGCAAGCUAUCUGAAAUCUAUUCCACGACUGUCCCAAGUGUGGACAGUGCUGUAGAAUCGUGGGAUGGCUCUGGAAUGGAUAACAGUUAUGGAAGUCAAGGUCCCAAUUAUCAGGCUUCAGGAUACAACUUCAAUACCUUUGAAUGGAGAAGUCCAAAACAAAAGGGUAGUUUAUCUCCUUUGAAUAGGCCCCGAAUCAACUCCUUCCAUGAUACAGGGUUAAGUGAUGAUGAUUGGGAUAAACCAGUAGCAAGUAGCUUUACAGGUGUCCCUGAGCCUGACCAGGAGGAAAACUUCUGGUCCCAAGCACUGGAAGAUUUGGAGACUUGUGGACAGUCAGGAAUUCUGAGGGAAUUAGAGGCUACAAUUAUGUCAGGGAGUACAGUGAGCCUGAAUCAUGAUAACUCUCAAGUUCGCAGCCAUCUAGGAAGACAAGCCAGCUUUCAGGAAAGAAGUACUUCGAGGCCACAUUAUAGCCAGACCACUCGAAGCAACACAUUGCCUUCAGAUGUGGGGAGGAAGUCCAUAGCCCUUAGGAAAAUGAAGCAAGAGAUGAAAGAAAUCAUGUCCCCAACUCCUGUGGAGUUACACAAGAUAACUUUAUACAAGGAUUCUAAUAUGGAGGACUUUGGAUUCAGUGUCUCUGAUGGCUUAUUGGAAAAAGGUGUAUAUGUUAAAAAUAUUCGGCCAGAUGGACCUGGAGAUGUAGGUGGUUUGAAGCCAUAUGACAGACUACUACAGGUAAAUCAUGUUCGGACAAGGGACUUUGACUGCUGCCUAGUUGUACCCCUAAUAGCAGAGUCUGGUAAUAAAUUAGAACUUGUUAUUAGUCGCAACCCGUUAGCUUCCCAAAAGAAGGGCUCUGAGCACCAGAUUUUCUCAACAGGACAAUGGAGCCAUCCAAACCAUGCUUUCCUUCAACAAAGCGGACAUAACACAGGCUCAGAGAUGAAAUGGGAACCUAUGAACACUUUAUAGCCAAAAACUGUACCUGUCCAAGAGAUUUAAAUGGUGCUAUUUUUUUUAAUAUGUCUGAUACACUGGAAACACAGACACUAUCUAAUGUUGAGAAGCACACAGGGAAGGUUCUGAUUAUUUCUCAUGGCUCAUUCUUUGCUGCUUUCUUCCCAAUCGAGUUUUCUUCUCACUUUUUUAUAACCACAAAUAGUGCCAUUUCAAGUUGAACUCCACAAGCAAGAGAAAUUAAUGAGGAAAGUAACUGUUUUCAUGUAGAUUAAUCAAAAGAAACAUUGUAAAUGAAACAGCUCUUUUCAGCUCCCAUCCAAGUCGCUGAAGAGUAUCCCCAACUUGGAACAUGAGUUUUUAAUUAUCAAAAUUUAUAUUAAAAGAUGAGCUAAUUGAAGGAAGGAAUAUCAAAAUAUUAUCACUAUGCCCAAAAGAUUAUUGUAUCAUAGUUAUUGUUUAACAAAGUGUAUAUCUGUUACCUCUGCUAAACAAGAGGAGGGGGGAAAAGUGGGGGAUCAGAGAUGGGUUUCAGCAGGUUCUGACCAGUUCUGGAGAACCGGUAGCAGAAAUUUUGAGUAGUUUGGAUAACCUGUAAAUACCAUCUCUGACUGGCCCACCCCCAUUUAUUCUCUGUCUCCUGAGUCCCAGCUGAUCAGGAGGAAAUGGAGAUUUUACAGUAUCCUUCCCCUGCCACGCCCACAAAGCCACGCCCACCAAGCCAUGCCAUGCCCACAAAGCCACACUCACAGAAUCGGUAGUAAAAAAAUUUGAAACCCACCACUGGGGGGGGGGACCAAAAACUGUUACUUGUUCUGCAAUCAUUUCAGCAAAGGUGCACACAGGAUCCCAGAGGGUAAAACUUUAGAUUCUGUUACAAUAUGAUUUAUUAGAAAUUACAUUAUUCCCUAUGCAAUGAUUUACUGAAUAGGAUAUGCCAUGCAGCCUGUAUGGAUUUCUCACUUUUAAGUAUUUGGAACAUAUAAUGAUUUUUGUUUUAAAACAAUUAAUAAGGCUUAUGGAAACAAAGUUUAAUAAGAAAAACAUUCAAGUAAGUUUUUUUCUUAACUAAAUUCCAGUAGCAAAGUAAUACUGAUGCAAAAACAUAUGAACUGCUGUGUUUAGGGAACACGUAUAUAAAUAAACUUGUACAGCAACACAGGACUUUUAAAAAAAAUUAAGAUAAAUGAAAUAUGCAUUGAUUUAAAGUAUCUAUUUAAAUAGCUUUUUUGGAGCUCUCAUUGACUCUGCCAUUUUGAAGACUUAAUUUUAAAAUGUAAAUAGGUUUUACCCACAUAUUCCCAAAUUCUGCCGUUUCUCAUUCAAAGCAAUAAACUGCUGCUAGUUGCUUUUGAGACCCACCAGCAGCUGCUUUGGUUUGUCCACUGUAUUGUCUUGAUAAUUAAUGUUACUUAGUGACUGGAAAGACACCGGAUUUUUCUGUGACAACAUUGAACCUUUAUAUCUUACCACAAUUUUUUGGCCUCUUUGAAUUGUCAAAAUACCCAUAAUACUCUUUUCUUCACCUAUUAGAGAGCAGGUUUCUAUGCCCUAUGCAUUCACAAGACAUUUUCUCAUAUUCCAGCACUGCCAGAAAGAAAAAAAAUUUAAAUGAAAUUGAAAUCCAUAUCAUGAAUCACUUAAUACGUAUUUUUAUUUGUAACAAUGAGUAUUAAACUAAAGUAUUUUUGUACAAAUUUAAUACUUUAAUAGCAUGAUAUUUAUCAUCUAUGUAUGGUUUCUGGGAAUUCAAAUUGUUAAAAAUUUGUAUGGAAAAUGUAAAAAAAUUAAUAAACAUAUUUAAAGACAAUAGUUUGGAUCCUAAAAGUAAACACAGAAGAAAAAUUGUGGAACAUGACUUCUUUUACCACUACAAAAGAGUGGAAAUGGCCAAAAAUUGAGUCAAGGCACUUGCAAAGAUAGAACUGCAAACUUCAUCAUAAAGUGAAAAAAAAUAUUUAGACAAACAGCUUACAUAGGGAAAUAUUCACACAGGGGAAAAGGAUUGUUUCACUAUAUCAUCCAAUCCAAGUUGUGUGAUCAUUAUUUACCCCAUUAAAUUUUAAGAUUUUGUGCAACAAAUGCAAUUCAUAAAGAAAAGCAUCUUCAUUCUUUUAAGCAUUCAAGAAUACAUAUAUGCUAUUUGUCAUAUAUGUCAUGCCUUUAUUUAGGAGGCUUUAUGUGACUUCCUUUCUUGGGCGAUGGCAUUUCUCUAAAAAAGAUGUUGAGACUUUGGAAAAAGUUCAGAGAAGAGCAACUAAAGUGAUCAAAGUCCUGGAGACUAAACCAUAGAACGGCUGCAGGUUUGGGGUUUGGCUAUUCUAAAGAAAGAAGAUUUAGGGGUGACAUGAUAGCAGUAUUCCAGUAUUUGAGAGGCUGCCACAAAGAAGAGGGGGUCAAAGUAUUCUCCGAAGCACCAGAGGGCAGGACAAGAAACAAUGGUUGGAAACUAAGCAAAGAGAGAAGCAAUGUGGAAGUAAGGAGAAACUUCCUAACAAUGAGGACAAUUAACCAGUGGAACAGUUGCCUUCAGAAAUUGUGGACACUCCAUCACUGGGGGUUUUUAAGAAGAGACUGGACAGUUAUCUAAAAUGUUACAGGUUCUGCUUGCGCAGGGGGCUGAUCUCCCUUUUAGCUCUAUUCCUAUUCUAUUUCUAUUUCUAUUCAGUGUAACCAACUUAGUGUACUGCACUAAGCAACUUAAAUUGACCAUUAGGAGGCAGUACCUGGCCAAUUUCAUCUUUACUUUGGACUGAACAAGUAUAGUAGCCACAAAGAUGCCCUGUAUAUCCAAAAUGCAAUGCCCAGUAAAGGGUUUGAAUUUCUAAAACUCUGGCUAUGUAUGCCAGAUACAUAAUAUAAGUACGCUGCAGGUAGUCAAAAAUUGGAUUAUUUCAAUUUUCAAGAGGUUAUUACAUUUUCUUUUUGCAAGCAAAAACAAAUACCAAAAUACAGUGAAGUCACAUUUCAAGAGACCAUUCAUGGAAGCAGCUGCGAGUUAAUCCCCAAGCUAAUCAAAUGAUGCAGUCAUGAUCAUUAUAAAACAAAAGAUCGUUUUCAUCACUAUAUUAUUUGUAUAUAGUUCAUUCAUUAGGCCAAUGAAAAUUCCCAAGAUAUAAAAUUAAUAUAAAUACAGCUGCCUCAUCCAGGCUACUUUGAACGCAACAGACUUUACAUUAUUUCAGGCGUAGUUGAAAUAAGAUGGAAAUUUGUUUAUUGCAUCUGGAAUAUACUUCAUGUGUCUAUGAAAUUGAAGUUUUGCCAUAACUCGUUUG
This is a messenger RNA of Ahaetulla prasina, 6830 nucleotides long. RefSeq names its product glutamate receptor interacting protein 1 (gene GRIP1). NCBI's taxonomy places the organism in Eukaryota, Metazoa, Chordata, Lepidosauria, Squamata, Colubridae. Gene Ontology annotation, biological process: neurotransmitter receptor transport, endosome to postsynaptic membrane. Gene Ontology annotation, molecular function: nuclear glucocorticoid receptor binding. The coding region runs from base 208 to 3570 and encodes 1120 amino acids. The record is from RefSeq and is a predicted model, not a curated record. The transcript is spliced from 24 exons.